Balaenoptera ricei (Rice's whale) is the source of this 501-nucleotide messenger RNA. RefSeq names its product histone H2A-Bbd type 2/3-like. NCBI's taxonomy places the organism in Eukaryota, Metazoa, Chordata, Mammalia, Artiodactyla, Balaenopteridae. Gene Ontology annotation, molecular function: structural constituent of chromatin; DNA binding; protein heterodimerization activity. Gene Ontology annotation, cellular component: nucleosome. The transcript has a single exon. Bases 148 to 477 code for a protein of 109 amino acids. The record is from RefSeq and is a predicted model, not a curated record.
GCCCGGCCUGUGGUCGCUAGGAUACGGAGUAGGGGCCUGAGAACACCGGUUGUCUUGAGAUGUUGGGACCAGCAGGCACAACCGACCGCCCCUCAUCCCAGCGCACCGCAGAGCGAGGCCGUCGCAGAAAGCUGCCCAACGGCCAGCAUGCCGGGGAAGAGGGGCCGUGGAGGGUCACCCGGUCGCCGCUCCCGCACCGCCCGAGCCGAGCGGUCCUGCUCCGUGAGCCACCUGGAGCGCCUCCUGCGGGAGGGCCACUACGCCCAGCGCCUGAGCUCCUCCGCACCCGUCUCCCUAGGGGCCAUCAUCCAGUACCUGACGGCCAGGGUCCUGGGGCGGGCGGGCCAUGAGGCCCAGAACAGCGGCCGGAGGCGCCUCACUCCGGAGCUGGUGGACGUGGCGGCCCGCAACAACGCGCUGCUCAGCGGCUUCUUCAGCACUAGCACCAUCUCCCAGGCGGCCCCGGCCCAGCACUAGCUGCCCAGCGACACCUGGGUCCCC